Molecule: messenger RNA, 3271 nt
Organism: Branchiostoma floridae (Florida lancelet)
Lineage: Eukaryota; Metazoa; Chordata; Leptocardii; Amphioxiformes; Branchiostomatidae
Exons: 3
Coding region: 34-2934 (966 amino acids)
Source: RefSeq, a predicted model, not a curated record
ACCCCUAUCAACGUUGAUUUAGUAUGACCCAACAUGGCUUCCAAAAAUGACGCUUUCGUUGCUACGCUGUGUUGUUUUCUUGCGAUUUCUCCAUGUUUACUUGCGGCACAGAGUUCCUCGACACUUCAAGAUACAAAAGCCUAUUCCCAGACUGUAGGAGGCCCUAAAGAUGACAUUCUAGAGAUAACACUAGAGGAUGGUUCCGUUUCUUUUGAAACGAAGCUGGCGCGAACGCACCCGGAAGCAAAUCGACCACCUGUUGCAGGUGCAGCUACGACCACAGGUGCACCUGCAAGACCGAGCCCUUUGUCAGGUGUCAAAGAGGAUACAGCUGAAGAAUCACCAUCUUCCCCAAAGCUGUGGGAUAUAAAGGAGCUGACAGCCUCAGACUACGACUCACUGAUAACAAACGCCUUCUCCCAGCCUGCCUGUAUCUUAUUCUCAUCACAGAGAAGGGGAGCAUCAGUCAUCGAAAAAGUUUUCCUCCAAGUGUUGGCAACUUCUGAAGUGCAGGAAGAGCUUUCCUCUGUGUUCUCUGUUGGAAAGAUAUAUGAUCCCACACUGAUGGACGUAGCAAGUAUCAUCAGCAUUCCGCGAGCGCGGCCGUCGUUGUGCUGCUACCGGGGAGAAACUCCUGUCUGUUUCUAUGGCGAUCACUCUGCAGCAAGGUUGAAAGACUGGUUGUACAUGCAGAAGAAUGAAGCAGAAAAUUUGAAGACCGACAUUCAUGCUAUAUCCGUGGACAGAGAGCUGCACACCAAUGAGGUCACUGUGCUUGGCUUUGCGAGAACAGAAGACCAGUCCGUUCGGCUGUGCAAAAUCUUUCAGCGUCUUGAAAAGCUUUUUCCAGUGAAAGUUAAGACCUUGAUUGUCCCAUGGGAAUCACCUGAUACGAGGAAGAUUACUCAGCAGUUUUCUGUGAACACUUUUCCUGCUGUCUUACUUGUCAGUAAGGCCAAUCCGCAUCAGCCAUUCAAGCAUCUGAUUGGACACGAUUUAACCUUAUCAACCAUUGAGCUUCACAUAGAGGCUACACUACAGAAGGUUGCAGUGCAGUUGACCUCAGAAAAUUUUCAAUCCAGAGUUCUCGAGCAAAGAUAUGCCGGACCAAUCCUGGUGUGCUUCUACUCCCAUAGAGAAAAAAGAAGCCUCGGUUAUGUCCAGUCCUUCCUGUUUACAGCAGAAAUGAUAAGAAAACUGGGAGCUGCCUUUAGAUUUGGACUUGUGGACCUUUCUGAACAAAGAGACAUCUUGGCAAAGGGUUGGGUUGACUCAACACUUGUCCAUCAAAUCCCAUUCAUUGUCUUGUUUAGCAAUGAAAAAACAGACCAGGACGGGAACACACUGACAAAGCAACGGUUGUUUUCGCAUAGCUCACCAGAACCAGUCAACGUACUGAUGUUUUUGGAGGAAGUUGCCAUUCCAUUGAAGGAUCACAAAGGGAUGCAGAUUGUCACACACUUGGACACCCCUAUGUGUGAAAUGGGAGCUCCCUUUAGCCCAGGAGUGUUGAACAGUAUGUGUGUCAUGUGGCAAAACGAGACAGCUUCAACUGAAGUACUUGGCUUACAGAUACACAAUAAAAAAUCUGUUGGUAAAAGAAAGAGAAAAGUCAAAGCAGUGAAGGAAACAGGAGGGAUACCGGUUCUGACAGGCUCAAACUGGGACCAAGUCAUCAGCACCACCCACGCCGCCCCUUCCUCUUAUGGUCUGCCAGGAAGCACCAGCCUUGUACAAGUUGUUGCAGUGACAUUCAUCAAAGCCAACUGUGGCACUUGUGCUAAAAAGAUGCCUGAACUUGAACUUGUUCACAAGGCAGUAGAAAGGAUGACAGGUGUUUCCUUUUACAUUUUCAACUGUUCCUCAGACCCUGGGAGGUGUGAACACCAAGGGAUUAGAGGGUUCCCCACACUUACAGCAUACAGAGUUGUUCAAAACAAGAGAGUCGAACAUUGUACCCAAGACAGUACGUACAACAGUAUCAGGCUUGACUACCAUGAUGUAUUAGGAGCCAUAAAAGUCUUAGAAUGGCUGUCACAAGUAACGGAACCAGCAACACGCUAUGUCUCAAAAACGAAGGAAUCUGAUUUUCAAGAUGUCGCCCUAUUUGCAGAGGUAGCUCCUGACAUAGCUAAGGGUUAUCCCUUCAAAUGCUUAGAGUAUUUGUGUGAGCAGCUCUAUGGCCAGGUAGCUUGUUAUGUCCUGUCCAAACAAGAUGCAGUCGGUGAAGCAGCAAUGUUACGUGUAUCCUUGUACCGCAGUGAUGGUUUGAAGGCACCAGUCUUUGUGGCAGGACAGCCUCUUGCGUUGGUUAUGGAGAGUGAAUCAGAGACGCAGCUACACCACUUCCACUCCCCUCACAAGUACAACCUCAUGCCGGACACCCUGUGUGAAGAUGACGCAGCGUUCUGUACCGACACCCUACUGAGUUUCAUACGGGACCACUCGAGACUCCCUGUCAUGCACAUCACCCAGCAAGUGUUCCACACGCAGCAGAGACAGCUGCUCUUUAACACAGACAUGCCCAUACUCAUCGCACUAGGCCACGCCAGUAACUUCACACAGGAGUCCCCCUUCUAUAAGAACCUGUACUCCGCAGCCCUGAGCAUGUACAAGUUCAUGAGCUUUGCUACACUUGAUGUGGACAUGUAUCCAAUGUGGGCGGGACAGUUUGUGCCAUUGGGGUACAGGAGAGAGAUGCUGGAGACCACAGACACCGGCUCGUUGCACUUGAACCCUCCCACUCUGUACACCUACCCCCGACUGUGUAUUGUAAGGUGGCAUGACCACAGAUUUGCGGCUUUUUAUCCAGACUUAGAGGAGAAACGAUGGCAGAGGCAGCACAGGAGCUUCACGAGCAGUGAGAUUGUGAAGUUUGCUGAGGACUUUCUGGAGGACCCAGAGAAAUUACUGACUAGAACAGAAAUGUUCUAGGACGUUUCUCUGUGACAAAAAUUGUGUAACUAAAGGGAAAAAAAAUGGUCGACAAUGGGAACUGCAUUGUAUGGACUUUGUACAAUGUCAUUCAAUUUUAGGUAUCCUACAAUGAUGGAACAUUUUGAGCUGUAUGUUCAGUAGGUACUUUGAACUGCAAAAUGUCGUAGCUACAAGCAUAGUUUUUGUUUCCAUGUAUAUUUUUCUUUAUAUUUCCAGACCAGCUGUUAUGGGCAGUUCAAACAAAUCUCCAAAAUAGGCCAAAAUAUUACCCAAAAUUUGCCAUGCAAUAAUGUUCAUAUUUAGUUUUGGUUUAAUGCACAUUCUUGGUUGUACU